AUGAAUCCUCACCAGCCAGCGUCGCCGACGAGGCCUUACCAGAGCUACCAGCUCGAGGACAGCCCGUUCCAGCACCCGGCGCAGCAGCCGUUGUCGCAUAUCGAGAUGCCCUCGACAGACCGGCUGCAGUUCCAGCCUACAUACUCGGUUGAGAAUAUACAGAAUUCGUACGGCCAUAAUGAAGCAUAUGAGCAGCAGCAUCCAUACAGACAUACCCCCAGACCAAGCCCCGGACCGCUCCAGGACUAUACGCUCUCUCCAGAAGCUCACCACGACGCCUACUACACACAGCCGUACGAGCCCACGGCUACACCUACAGACGACUACGACCGGCCUCACACAAACUACCCUCCGCGGCCAUACCAGGACGACCAUGGCCCGCUGCUGCACCAUGAGCCCUCAUACACGCCCAGCAAUUACGACCUCUCGCACACACCCCAUCCAGACACUGAUGGCUAUACAGACGACCCGGGCAUGGCCACGACCAUAGCACCGACCCCGAGCCCGGCGCCGCUCAGGCGGUGGAAGACCGUCCGCGAGGUCCAGCUGUUCAACGGCAACCUCGUCCUCGACUGUCCCAUCCCGCCUAAGCUGCUCAGCCAGAUAAACCACGCCGAACCGCCAGAGCGAGACGAGUUCACCCACAUGCGCUACUCGGCUGCAACCUGCGACCCUUCGGACUUCUACAACGAACGCUUCACCUUGCGGCAGCGCCUGUUCGCCAAACCGCGGCACACCGAGCUCUUCAUCGUCGUGACCAUGUACAACGAGGACGAGUUCCUGUUCGCCCGCACCAUGGCCGGUGUCUUCAAGAAUAUAGAGUACAUGUGUUCUCGCUCUAGUAGUAAGACAUGGGGCAAGGAGGCGUGGAAGAAGAUCGUAGUGUGUAUCGUCUCCGACGGCCGUGCAAAGAUCAACCAGCGGACAAAGGCUGUCCUCGCCGGAUUGGGCGUCUACCAGGACGGAAUCGCUAAACAGCAGGUCAACGGUAAGGAUGUCACCGCCCAUAUCUACGAGUACACCACCCAGAUCGGCAUGGAGGUCAAGGGCACUCAGGUCAUCCUCAAGCCUAAGCCGGGAAUGCCCGUGCAGCUGCUCUUCUGUCUCAAGGAGAAGAAUCAGAAGAAGAUCAACUCCCAUCGAUGGUUCUUCCAGGCCUUUGGCCGCGUACUGGAUCCCAACAUCUGCGUCCUCCUCGACGCGGGCACGAAACCCGGGAAGCAGAGUAUAUACCAGCUCUGGCGCGCCUUUGACCUUGAGCCCAUGUGCGGUGGUGCCUGCGGUGAGAUCAAAGUCAUGUUGUCCCACGGCAAGAAACUGCUCAACCCGCUCGUUGCAACGCAGAAUUUCGAAUACAAGAUGUCCAAUAUCCUUGAUAAACCGCUAGAGUCCGCGUUUGGCUUUAUUUCUGUUCUUCCCGGCGCCUUCUCGGCUUACCGUUACGUUGCUCUCCAGAACGAUAAGAACGGACAGGGACCGUUGGAGAAGUAUUUUGCCGGUGAGAAGAUGCACGGCGCGAACGCUGGCGUGUUUACGGCAAACAUGUACCUCGCUGAAGACAGAAUCUUGUGUUUCGAACUCGUUACCAAGCGCAACUGUAAAUGGAUAUUACAAUACGUCAAGAGUGCGACGGGUGAGACCGAUGUGCCGGAUCGUAUGCCGGAGUUUAUCCUGCAGAGACGACGCUGGUUGAACGGCAGUUUCUUCGCAGCCGUUUACGCUAUAUUGCACUUCUACCAAGUCGGCAGGAGUAAUCACUCGUUCACACGGAAGCUCAUGCUCAUUAUUGAGUUUAUCUAUCAGACUAUCAACUUACUAUUUGCCUGGUUUGCCAUCGGUAACUUCUUCUUGGUUUUCCGCAUCCUCACUGCUUCCCUAGGGACACCGGACCUCCUAGGUAGAGCAGGCAGUAUCCUCGGCGUUAUAUUCGAAUGGCUCUACCUAGCGACCUUGGUGACGUGCUUCGUUCUAGCUCUCGGUAACAGGCCGCAGGGUUCGAAUAAAUUCUACAUGACCAUGGUCGGUUUCUGGUGCAUGAUCAUGAUAUACCUUACUUUUGCCGCUGUCUUUGUCACAGUCAAAUCGAUACAGCAUGAAGUCCAGGGCGGCCACUUUACAUUCGCUACCCUAUUUCAGAACCUGCAGUUCUUCUCCAUCUUCGUCUCGCUGCUGACGACUUAUGUCUUCUGGUUUUUGGCUUCCAUCUUGUUCUUCGACCCAUGGCAUAUGUUCACUUGCUUCCUGCAAUACCUCCUCCUAACACCCACGUACAUCAACGUCCUCAACAUCUACGCCUUCUGCAACACCCACGACAUCACCUGGGGAACCAAGGGAGACGACAAACCCGAAAAACUGCCUUCAGCCAACCUCAAGCCAGGCGGAAAAGUCGAUGUCGAAAUCCCCCAGGACGACGGAGAUCUCAACGCCCAGUAUGAAGCCGAGCUUGCCAAGUUCGCCUCAAAGCCACCCAAGGAAACCCGCGUUGUCUCGGAAUCUGAGAAACAAGAGGAUUAUUACAAGGGUUUCCGAAGUGCCGUUGUUCUUGCUUGGAUCUUCUGCAACUUUGCCCUCGGCGCUAUCGUGCUGAGUGCCGCCGGCUUAGAGAGGGUCAAUCCUAACACUAAGGAUAAUUCCCAGCAGAGGAGUAUCAUCUACAUGGCCGUCGUGCUGUGGAGUGUUGCUGGCCUGUCAUUGUUCAGAUUCAUCGGCGCAAUGUGGUUUUUGGUCGUUAGAAUGUUCCGCGGAGUGUAA
This is a messenger RNA of Arthroderma uncinatum, 2751 nucleotides long. RefSeq names its product chitin synthase 1. Bases 1 to 2751 code for a protein of 916 amino acids. Gene Ontology annotation, cellular component: cell periphery; cell septum. The transcript is spliced from 5 exons. The record is from RefSeq and is a predicted model, not a curated record. Gene Ontology annotation, molecular function: chitin synthase activity. NCBI's taxonomy places the organism in Eukaryota, Fungi, Ascomycota, Eurotiomycetes, Onygenales, Arthrodermataceae.